CUCGCCGCCGUGACGCCGGUAACCGACGACAUGUUCUGGGACUCGAUGAUCCGACCGGGAGACAACAAGGAGCCCAAGAUAAAGAUGGAGAUCUUCCCCUCUGGAUUUUACACAGAGGACUUCAGGACGCAGGAAGUUCCGGCUGGCUUCGAUUUUGCAUCUUACGACUGCCCUGGUGAAGACCUGUCCUUUCUGUUAGACAGUAAAGCUCUGCUGCAGCAGCAGCUCUACGUGGCCGACAGCAGCUACCCAGAAGCCCCCAAAGCCGCCGCCCACCCGUACGACGCCAAAGUGAGCGCCGGCGACACUUCACUCUUCAACCUGGACUCGUACCAGGAGUUCAACUGGUGGAGCUCCUACUCACACGACGGGCUGGCGGUGGACCAGUCCACUGGGUACCUGGAGGCCCCUCAGACCUACCAGAGCCUGGAGGGCAGCCGCAGCCCCUUCCCCCCCGCCAAGGGGCCACACACGCCCCCAGGUGAGGCGGACCCGAGCUACUCCAGUCACUCGGUGGACCUGUACGACUCUCCCUCGUCCUUCUGGCCCGAGUACUCCUCCCCGGGCUUCGCGGCCCCGCCCCCCUGCCCCUCGACCCACGGCGCCCCUCAGGCCUCGGAGCAGUACUGCCCCCGUGUGGUCAAACGCAAGAGCACACAUGCGCAGAGGCCCGACAGGGAGGGCCCGAUGACCGGCAUGUCAGCCUAUCCAGUUCUGUACUCGGGUUCUGGUCCGAUCCAGCUGUGGCAGUACCUCCUGGAGCUCCUCCUGGACUCGGCGUGCUGCUCCUUCAUCUGCUGGACGGGCGACGGCUGGGAGUUCAAGAUGUCCGACCCCUCGGAGGUGGCGAAGCGCUGGGGCCAGUGCAAGAACAAACCCAAGAUGAACUACGAGAAGCUGAGCCGCGGCCUGCGCUACUACUACCACAAGAACAUCAUCCACAAGACGGCGGGCAAGCGCUACGUCUACCGCUUCGUCUGCGACGUGCAGGGCAUGCUGGGAAAGACGGCGCGGGAGGUGCUGGCUGGCCUGAACGUCGUGCCCACCGGCGCCGAGGCGGCGGCGUGGCAGUCGGGGGCGCCCCCCGGGGGGUCGGGGGGCCCCGGGGUGUCGGGGGGCCCCGGGGGCCCGGCGGCGUCGGAGCACAGCAGCGAAACAUGGCCGCCGUCUCAGUAGGGAACGGUUUCCAUGACUACCGGGAGGCCCGAAGUCUCCGAGGGGAACGGCCCCGAGCUCCCAGAGCUCCGGGUCGUCCUCAUGCACGCAGAACAAUGGAGGAACCGAAUAUGGUUCUUCAGAGUGAGGACAGAGAAGAACCAUUUCUGGUUCCAUGGAGAACCUUUUAAACCAGGGUUCUUUCAAGAACCAUGUCCUUAUAUAGUUCUUCAGAGAAGCUAUAAAAGUGUCUCAAAGAACCUUAAAAAAUAGUUCUUUAAGGCACCAUUUAUGGUGCCUCAAAGAACCUUUCAAACCAGGGUUCUUUAGAGAACAAUUUCCUUAAAGAGUUCUUGUAAGAACCUAUAAAUGUGUCUCAAAGAACCUUCAGAACAUGGUUCUUUAAGGCACCAUUUAUGGUUCUUCAAAGAACCUUUCAAAUCAAGGUUCUCUAAAGAACCAUUUCCUGAAAGAGUUCUUCAAAGAACCUGAAAAGGUGCCUCAAAUGAAAACUGUUCUUCUGUGAUGGUUCUUUGUAGAACCACAACAUCUUUUAGAGAACCUUUUAGGAACCCUGAUUGUUCUGUGUGUGUGUGAUGACGGUUUAGAGAGGCUGAACAUUCCAGGAGUCAAAUAACCCCAAACUCCUAAAUUCAUAUUCAGUCUUUUUCGUCACGUGACCCGUGAACACGCGGCACCUCGGGGAGAAAUAACUUAUCCGCAAACGUCGGGGGCGUAUUUUUCAUUUUUUUAAAGGGAAUCUAUUUGUAAAUAGUGUUUAUAUAACGGCCGCCUAGAGUUUUGUGCAGUGGUAAUAUUUUGUGUUUGAUACUAAACUCUCGUCUACCUCGCCGGUCAGAACCACGUCAGCCCAGAUCUCCUCCGGCCGCCUCGUAUGUGUGGGGGUCCACUUCCUGUAAAUAAACUGUAUAUAAACAUAGAA
Messenger RNA from Pseudoliparis swirei, 2098 nucleotides. RefSeq names its product ETS1-related protein (gene etsrp). The transcript has 8 exons. Gene Ontology annotation, molecular function: DNA-binding transcription factor activity, RNA polymerase II-specific; sequence-specific DNA binding. Gene Ontology annotation, cellular component: nucleus. The coding region runs from base 31 to 1176 and encodes 381 amino acids. NCBI's taxonomy places the organism in Eukaryota, Metazoa, Chordata, Actinopteri, Perciformes, Liparidae. Gene Ontology annotation, biological process: cell differentiation; regulation of transcription by RNA polymerase II. The record is from RefSeq and is a predicted model, not a curated record.